AUGUCAUCGCCGCAGACACAGCCACCAUUCGCUGAAUUUUCCAUAUCCGAUAUCCAGGAGCCUGUGUCUUCCUUGGAGUUCUUUCCUGAUCGGACAUCUCCUAAGCACGCAAACCACUUGCUCGUUGGAAGUUGGGACAAGUUCGCGCGAGUUUACGACCUCAAUCAAUGCUCCAGAGGCACAGAAGGAGCACGAGUGCUGCAGUCUUUUGAGCAUCCUGCAGCUGUACUCGAUGUCGCCUGGAUCAACGAAUCGCUUGCUGCCAGUGCGUGCCUCGAUCGGCGUGUGCGGUUGCUAAAUGUGGAAAAUGGCCAAAUGGUGAUUCUCGGCAAACAUCAAGAUGGCGUGAGUCGUGUGCGAUACGAUCCCAACUCAGGCCUCUUGUUCUCUGGAUCUUGGGACGCUACUGUCAAAGUAUGGGAUCCCUCCGCUGAUGUGGGUGCAUCCUUACGGCAUACUCUCACUCUACCAAGCAAAUUGUUUGCCAUGGACGUGUCGCCCCGAACAGCCGCCUCCCCGUCACGGCUUGUUGUGGCUAUGGCAGAGAGGGCCAUUUAUAUCUAUAAUACACUUCAACUUCGGGACGCCAUCGAUGGACGCAGCUCAUGGGACCCUGAACAGAAACGUGAGAGCAGUCUCAAGUUCAUGCUUCGUGACGUUCGGUGCAUGCCCGAUGGAUUGGGCUACGUAACCUCGUCUAUCGAAGGGCGUGUUGCUGUUGAGUUCUUCAGCUCGGAUGCUCAGACACAAGCAAAUAAAUAUGCGUUCAAAUGUCACCGGAAAGAUGUGGACGGUAUCGACGUCGUAUACCCUAUUCAUGCGAUUGCCUUUCACCCUACGUAUGGCACGUUCGCAACAUGCGGUGGCGAUGCUCACUGUGCAUUAUGGGACCCUGUGGCUAAGAAGCGCAUUCGCCAAUAUGUUCUGCCGUCGCCCGUGAGCACUGCGGCUUUUAGCGCAGAUGGUACCAUCUUUGUGAUUGCUAGUGGAGCCGAGAAUCUAGAAGAGACGCAGCAUCCAGGUCCCGAUGCUGGCGAAGUUGGUGGUACAGGGCAAGGUGGAUCUGGUCAUGUGAAAUUGCACAUUAAGUACGCUAUCGAGGAGGCAAAGCCUAAAGGCAAGCCUGUAUAA
Molecule: messenger RNA, 1131 nt
Organism: Malassezia globosa CBS 7966
Lineage: Eukaryota; Fungi; Basidiomycota; Malasseziomycetes; Malasseziales; Malasseziaceae
Exons: 1
Coding region: 1-1131 (376 amino acids)
Biological process (GO): mitotic spindle assembly checkpoint signaling
Cellular component (GO): bub1-bub3 complex; nucleoplasm; kinetochore
Molecular function (GO): ubiquitin binding
Source: RefSeq, a predicted model, not a curated record